ACUUAUUGACACCCUCAUCCUCCAUCAUGGCAUCUGCAGCAGAUUGGAAGCUGCAAAUGGACGCUGCCCCUGAGGCAGAGAAAGCGCAGUACCGGUUCUUCUACGAGAAAGCAUUGAAGAGGGAGGAGGAAGAGAAAGAGAAGGAGAGGGAGGAGAAGGUCAAGGCUCUUGAAGCCAUUUUCUGUACCUUGCCUGCCCUAACCGAUGAGGAGGUGGAGGAGAAAACCGUUCCACUCCUCCGGGCUUUGGUGGAUGUCCGGACUGUUGAGGACCACGCUGGCCAACUCGCCAAAGUAUUCGACGAGCUUAAGAAGCUGCGCGAGGACAUGGCCUUGAUGGCGCAACAGCACCGUGACCAGCUGCAACAGCUUGCUAAUGUGCAGCCAGCCCAAAGCAUCCUUCCAUCUACCUACCCUGCUUCUAGUGCUGCGUGUCAGUCUGUUUUUGCCCCUCUAAAUGUGUCUUCUUCUACUUCUUCUUCAUCCUUGAGUGUGGCUAACAGCCAAUCCGGAUCUGCGGCAGGUCGAAACCCUGCUGCUCCUGCUGCUGCUGCCGCAGCAGCAAGUGGUGGUGCAGGGAAUCCUGGAACUGUUGCAGCCCCGGGCCCGGACCCAGCAAUGGCUGGGCCAGGCGGCAGCUUUGCUUACAUCGACAGAAAGGCGGCGCAGAUUCCGUCCAAGUAUGACGGAAAGGACGACGUCGAGUCUUGGAUCAGCUCUAUGCGGUCCUACUUCGAUGUAUUGGGGACACCCCCGUCCACUCAGUCGUCUAUCCUGGGGACCAAUGUGGAGCCCGUCGUGCGGGGUUUCCUAGAAACCCAAGCUGUCCAAUCAGGCUACAAGAGAAUAGACCUGAACAAAUGGCUGAAGGCUACGCCUACUGCUGCACUUGAGGAUCUCUUGAUCAAACAAUAUGCUGAUCCACAUGCUGCAGCUAAAGCAAGACUCAAGCUUGACAAGCUCAAGCACAACAAGUGGACCGGCACCAUGCACAGUCUGCAACAGUACGUCAGUAAACUCUUUGCUACUUCGGAUCUGGAGAUGACUGCGCAGUCUUGCUUGGAUGUAAUAAAAGGUACGGUCCCCUCUACUCUGAAAGAUCGCCUAGGGCUCGGGCUCAGCGGAUAUACAGAUUGGCUUACCAUUAUGCGGGACUUAGUCAAGCUGGAGGCACAAGACCUCCCGGGUGGAUCAAGUGGCAAAAAGACCACUGGCCGCAAACGUUUUGCAGCGCAUGAUCUGCUUGAGGCUGACGAGGAGAACCUCGUAGAAAAAUCUUCUCUUGAUGACGAUCAAGAGCAAGACUGCGGGGCAUCUUGCUCUUUGUCAACCCAUGAGUCUGAGUAUGUGAAUGGCGAUGAAUCCACGAAUGCCUUCAAAAAGACUGCCUUUAAAAGAAGGGAUGAGAGGCAGUGGGAGGAGGAGGGAACAAGAGGGAGGGGAGGGGAGGGUUGUGGGAUCGGAGGGAGGGGAAAGGAGGGGACUUGGGUGAAUGGGAUGGGAUGGGACGGGAUGGAUGAGAUGGGAUCGAUUUGUUCUGCUGAGUGUCAUUCCUCAUGCGUUCUGUCGCAAGUAUUUGCAAGGCAGCAUGGAGGGGAAAGAACGGUAGAGCUGCUCUAACUGCCCUUGCUGGGAGAUUAGACCAGAUUUUAGCAUUGCAGUGGCAAGCACUGGCUACCAUGACAUGGGACAGAUUUGGCAGCCAUAACUGGAAACCACAGCCACUGUAGCUAAGGUCCUAGGUGGACAAUAGGGGUGGUUGUGAGUGAUGGGCAUCUUUCAUCAGGAGGUCCAUUUGGAUGGAAAGGAGAGUAAAAUUUUUGAGAGCUUAUUAUCCUGUCCACUCCUAUGAGCACUGCACUGUAUGUCUUACCGGUGAUGGUGGGGCUGCAAGCCUCUCCUAUUUGGUUUUCCUUGGGUAUAUGUUUAUGGCUGUACACUUUUUGGCUUCGAUAAAAGGCAUGUUCUUGA
This is a messenger RNA of Chara braunii, 1970 nucleotides long. NCBI's taxonomy places the organism in Eukaryota, Viridiplantae, Streptophyta, Charophyceae, Charales, Characeae. The record is from the annotation of a GenBank genome assembly.